Molecule: messenger RNA, 864 nt
Organism: Penicillium antarcticum
Lineage: Eukaryota; Fungi; Ascomycota; Eurotiomycetes; Eurotiales; Aspergillaceae
Product: pirin family protein
Exons: 2
Coding region: 1-864 (287 amino acids)
Source: RefSeq, a predicted model, not a curated record
AUGUCUAACCCACUCUCCCACGCCAAGAUUGUUCUCCGACGCUCCAGUGAGCGCGGAUAUGCUGAGCACGGCGGCUGGCUCAAGUCAUUCCACACAUUCAGCUUCGCCAACUACUACGACCACCGCUUCCAGAACUUCGGCAGCCUAAGAGUCCUGAAUGAAGACCGAGUUUCGGCCCGCAAUGGAUUCCCUACGCAUCCACACCGCGAUGCGGAGAUCUUCAGCUAUAUCCUCAACGGCGAGCUCACACAUCGCGACAGCAUGCUUAAGAAGGGCUCUGAGGGAGAACAAGGAAAACAAUUCUACCGCAUGAAGCGGGGAGAUGUUCAAUUCACCACUGGCGGAACAGGUAUCGCGCAUUCUGAACAGAAUGAGUCGACCAAGCCGGUGCACUUCUUACAAAUCUGGGCCCUGCCCUGGAAGCACGGCUUGAAGCCACAAUACCACACUAAGACUUUUAGCGAGGAAGAUAAGCGCAAGGCGUUUGUUCCUAUCUUGUCGCCUCUUGCUGCUGGCCCCGAGGCUACUCCUGCGCAGGAGGAUGCUGCUACCCCUAAGAUUCCUGGUACCAUUCCCAUUCAUGCUGACUUUGUCAUGGGUGCUGGUAUUAUUGAGCCUAGUUCCACGUUCAAGUGGAAUGUUGGCGCGGGCGAAAUUGUUGAGUCUAAGAAAAAGCGAAACGUUUACAUCCAUCUGCCAAUGACCAAGCAGGGCAAGUCUAAGGUCAAGAUUGAUGGCCGGGAAGAUGCUGUGCUCGAGGAAGGUGAUGGUGCCUUUGUCACAUUGGUCAAUGCUGGAGAUGCGCUUCGUUUCGAGAGUGUUGGAGAGGUUGAGGCUGAAGUGAUUGUUUUGGAUAGCAAUUAA